Molecule: messenger RNA, 690 nt
Organism: Nomia melanderi (Alkali bee)
Lineage: Eukaryota; Metazoa; Arthropoda; Insecta; Hymenoptera; Halictidae
Source: RefSeq, a predicted model, not a curated record
GUCGUUGCGUUACGCGGUCACAACUCCGAUUAUUGCAUAAGGCCGAGUCGACGGAACGAAACCCUCGCCGAUUUGGAAAUUACCAAUUUUCUACUGUCUAUGGCCAUUCAUGAGCGUGAAUCCCGUUCAGUAAACGCCGAGAAAGAUAGCCUGUGCACUCUGAGCCUUGAUUAUGAAAUUUUACGUCUGUCUUAUACUCGCCGUCGCCUGCAGUGCGGCGAGAGUACCAAGAAUAUCCGAACCACCAUACUUCCAAAAUUAUCAAGGUGUUUUCCCGGGCAGCAAUGCCGGUGGCUUCCACGAUGUUCAAGGCAGUGGAGCCGCUGCUCCAUUUCUGGGAGAUUUCAGGAGUCACGAAGGGAAUUUAGGUUCGGGGCAUAAUUCGGGAAAUGGAUUCUUCCCCAAUCAGGGCUUUAUCGGCAGCAGACCAGACUUAGCGAAUCAUUUAGCACCAGUUCCUUUCGGAGACGUCGGUGGGAACCAGGGGAAUUUCAAGGCUCCUCAUUAUGGACGUUUCAAUCGUGAUUAUGAUUAUUAAACAUAGAAAUUCUAUCAACAUCAGCAUUACUAUAUAGACAAGGAAACGGUUCAGUCGUCUUAAUUGUAAUUAAAACCUCUUUUCAAUGUUGCUGAGCCACUAUAUUAAUUUUACGAUUAUAAAAAAUAAAUCACUGACGUAAGUAUUAAAGU